This is a messenger RNA of Pieris macdunnoughi, 669 nucleotides long. Lineage: Eukaryota; Metazoa; Arthropoda; Insecta; Lepidoptera; Pieridae. The record is from the annotation of a GenBank genome assembly.
AUGCUUCGGGGGUUGGAUGAUGAUCCGUGGGGGCGCCCCUACCGAUUGACUCGUAAGAGACUGAAAGGUACGGGGAUGCCUCUCGUGGAGAGUCUGGAACCGACCUUCCUGAAGCGGGUGGUGGCGGAUCUGUUUCCUUUGCCUCCCGACAUUGUGCCUCCAAAUAUGGCGGCGUCUGUGGUGGAGGUGGCGGGCGGGGAGGGCGGGAUGGCGCCGGAAGUCUCUGAUAUAGAGAUGGAGGCUAUCCUGACCCGUCUCAAAGCCCGCAAGAAAGCACCUGGUCCUGAUGGUGUGCAUGCGCGUGUCUUGGCAGUAGUCCUCCCUCAUAUGGAGGUCUCCGUCCGGGAGCUGUACACCGCGUGUUUGCGCGGUGGACGGUUCCCGGUGGCUUGGAAGACGGGACGACUGUGUCUCGUGCGGAAGGAGGGCCGCCCGGCGGACAGUUCGGCGGCUUACCGCCCUAUUGUCCUUUUGGAUGAGGCGGGCAAGGCGCUGGAGUGGGUCGUGGCGUCUCGGUUGUGCCGGCACCUCUCUGUUGAGGGGCCGGAUCUGAGCGAGGCACAGUACGGCUUUCGGGCGGGUCGGUCGACGCUCGAUGCUCUUCGGGACCUGAGGUCUCACACCGGUGGGGUGGUUAGCGGGGAGGAAGCGCAUUGGCAGUAUCAUUAG